UGCAAGUGGCCAUUAUAGAGUUUCAUGUUAUCGGGGAUUUACUAAGAUGCUACUUUUUUGCGCAUUUUUUGUUUUAUGGACUCUAUUUACUUUUGAACACGGUAUUCUCUCGUUGCAAUCCGACGAAACUGACAAGAAAAUGUUCCUCUUAGACUUUAUUAAUCUAAUGGCUCUGGCCAUUACUUACAUGCUCCAACUGUUAUGGCUGAGUUCUGGCACAGAAUCUUUUAUGCGGGAAGUUCGCAAAACAAAACAUAUCUCUGUGUUGAUGAAGUGUCGCUACGCUGACGGUCCCAUAAGAAGAACAGCCAAGAACAUGCUGAAGCUAAUAGAAGAGACGCCGCCAGACUUUUCCGUGUACGGCAUGUGGAGCAUGGACGCCCAACUCAUUAUUGACGUUUUCAACCUUAUCACUAACUUCAUUUUGACCAUCAUACAGUUCACGUUUUUGUAAAAAAAUAAACUCUUGUAACUAAUGUAAGCCGUGUCAUCGCGGUGACGCGCCCCACUUUUCCUAAUCGCUUAUCGGACAAGUUUGCAGCAUUUGAGUAGAGGUGGGCCAUUUUUUCAAAGUAAGGUAAACGCAGCUAUUGACGCCCCCCUUAAGGCAAUUUUUUAAUCAACCCUUAUUUUUAAGUAUUC
This is a messenger RNA of Leguminivora glycinivorella, 642 nucleotides long. RefSeq lists its product as uncharacterized. Lineage: Eukaryota; Metazoa; Arthropoda; Insecta; Lepidoptera; Tortricidae. The transcript has 4 exons. The record is from RefSeq and is a predicted model, not a curated record. Bases 47 to 454 code for a protein of 135 amino acids.